AUGCUACCUGGUUUUCAAGUGAUAAACCAGAGCCUCUCCCGCCAGGUCACCGACAUUCCCUCUCGUCGCUCGCGCUUCCCCUCAUCACCCGUGCCGACCCUCGCCGCCCUCGCCUCCCCUCGUCGCCCGCACGUCCCGUCGUCGGGCUUGCCUCCCAGUCACUCGCGCUUCCCCUCGUCAUCCGCGUUUCCAUCCGCUCUUCCCCUCUCCCCAUCUCCCCAUCUCACUAUCUCCAGCCCAUCCUUCCUCCCUCAUUCCUUCCGAAGGGGUGGGACAGAUGGGGAGGAACAUAUGGGGAGGAACAGAUGGGGAGAAACAGAGGUCUCUCCCUGGCAUCUGCCCCCGUUCCCCCCAUCCUCUUCCCUGUUUCCCCGUAUCCCCUGCCGUGCUUCCCCCCAUCCUAUCCCCUCUUACCCCGUAUCCCCUGCCCUGCUUCCCCCCAUCCCCUUCCCUGCUUCCCCCCAUCCCCUUCCCUACUUCCCCCCAUCCCCUUCCUUGCCUCCCCUCAUCCCCUUCCCUGCUUCCCCUCGUCCCCUCCCCUGCUUCCCCCCCUACCUCCUCCUUGCUUCCCCCAACCCUCCGUCCUGCUUCCCCCCUCCCUCCGUCCUGCUUCCCCCCUCCCUCCGUCUUGCUUCCCCCCUCCCUCCGCCCUGCUUCCCCCCUCCUUCCUCCCUACUUCCCCCCUCCUUCCUCCCUACUUCCCCCCUCCCUCCAUCUAGCUUCCCCAUCCCUCCGCCCUGCUUCCCCCCUCCCUCCGUCCUGCUUCCCCCCUCCCUCCACCCUGCUUCCCCCCUCCACCCGCCCUGCUUCCCCCCUCCCUCCUCCCUGCUUCCCCCCUCCCUCCGUCUUGCUUCCCCCCUCCCUCCGUCCUGCUUCCCCCCUCCCUCCGUCCUGCUUCCCCCCUCCCUCCACCCUGCUUCCCCCCUCCGUCCGCCCUGUUUCCCCCCUCCCUUCGUCCUGCUUCCCCCCUCUCUCCGCCCUGCUUCCCCCCUCCCUCCGCUCUGCUUCCCCCCUAAUUUUCAGUGGGGAAGCAGAGGAGCAAGCUGA
Closterium sp. NIES-65 is the source of this 1047-nucleotide messenger RNA. NCBI's taxonomy places the organism in Eukaryota, Viridiplantae, Streptophyta, Zygnematophyceae, Desmidiales, Closteriaceae. The record is from the annotation of a GenBank genome assembly.